Phlebotomus papatasi is the source of this 1597-nucleotide messenger RNA. Its product is annotated as alpha-amylase A-like. Gene Ontology annotation, molecular function: alpha-amylase activity; cation binding. Gene Ontology annotation, biological process: carbohydrate metabolic process. The record is from RefSeq and is a predicted model, not a curated record. The transcript has 2 exons. The coding region runs from base 34 to 1545 and encodes 503 amino acids. Lineage: Eukaryota; Metazoa; Arthropoda; Insecta; Diptera; Psychodidae.
UGCUUCAGAAUUGAGCAUAAAGUGAAAGUGAAAAUGCAAAUUCGGGAUUUAGUAUUUGUUUUUAAAUUAAUUUUGUGGAGUUUAGUCCAUGUUAGGGCACAAUUCGAUCCGUAUUUCCUACCCGGACGAAGUGUUAUUGUGCACCUGUUUGAGUGGAAGUUUGCAGAUAUUGCCAAGGAAUGUGAGGAAUACUUGGGACCAAAUGGUUUCGGAGGUGUUCAAGUAUCUCCAGUGAAUGAAGUUCUCGUGACCCCUUUAGGAGCUUGGUGGGAGAGAUACCAACCAGUAUCUUAUGCCAUUAUUGGUCGCUCUGGAGAUGAACUGGAUUUUAUGGAUAUGGUCAAGAGAUGCUAUGAUGCAGGAGUACGAAUCUACGUGGAUGUUGUGUUCAAUCACAUGGCAGCUGGACCGGGAGAGAUCAUAGGCACAGGAGGGAGUGUAGUCUAUCCUGAUGAGAGACUCUAUCCCCAUGUGCCGUAUGGACCUGAAGACUUUAAUGAUGACUGCCUCAUUGAAGACUACCAGGAUACAGUUCAAGUCAGAGACUGUGCAUUAGUCUCCUUGCCCGAUUUAAAUCAAAAAUCGGACAAUGUUAAGAGGAAUGUGAUUGAGUUUUUGGAUAGAUUAAUUGACUACGGAGUUGCAGGCUUUCGAGCAGAUGCCUGUAAACACAUGUGGCCCGAUGACAUCAAAUUCCUCUUUGGCAAUACUAAAAACCUAAGUAUUGAAUUUGGAUUUCCGCCCAAUGCUAGACCGUUUCUGUAUCAAGAAGUCAUCGAUUUGGGUCAGGAACCCAUAUCCAAAAAUGAAUACAUAACAAAUGGCGCCAUCACAGAAUUUCUGUUUUCUGCCGAAAUCGGUGAUAUCUUUCGUAACAAGAAACUGAAGGAGUUGAUGAACUGGGGAACAGAUGAGCGAUUCCUAAGAUCAGAUCGGGCUCUAGUAUUUGUAGAAAAUCACGACAAUGAACGCGGUCAUGGAGCUGGCGGAGAAAAUAUUCUAACUUACAAAGAUGGGAAGCGCUAUAUGAUGGCCGUCCUGUUCGCAAUAGCUCACCCUUACGGUAUUGUUCGUAUUAUGAGUUCCUACGACUUCGCGAAUAGCGAUCAAGGACCACCGGCAAAACCCGAUUUGGAAAUCAUUUCGCCAGUUUUCAAUGAGAAAGGUCUCUGUACCAAUGGCUGGAUCUGCCAGCAUCGUUGGCCAGAAGUUGCAGCAAUGGUGAAGUUCCGGAAUAUCGUAGGAGAACGCGGUGUUAUGCACUGGGCCGACAAUGGAGAGCAGCAGUUUGCCUUCUGUCGUGGAGAUUUGGGUUUUGUGGCAUUCAAUGGGUACACAAGAUCCAAUCUUGAAUCCGAUGUUAAGGUUUGCCUACCUCCCGGAAUCUACUGUGACGUCAUAAGCGGUAGUGUUGGAGAACUUGGAUGUACUGGCUUGGAAGUUGUCGUUAAUGAUGCGGGAUAUGCCAAAGUAUUCAUCCCAGCCGAUUCACCAUCAGGUGUACUUGCCAUUCAUUUGGGUUCUGUAUUCAUACCUAGUAAAUAAAUUCACCUUUCACUUGUACAAAUAAAGCAAGUAUUUUAGUAAACAAAUAAAA